AUGCCGCUAACUAUCCUCGAAGACAUGACGAGCCUCCAGCGCAGGUCAGCUGGUGAAGAAUUCGAUUUAAGCACCAAUCCACCCGGUGUCAAUCCAUUCGACUACAUCAUCAACAUUAUCACUCCGCGGUACUUUAUACCGCUCUCCAAAACCGCCACGACCUUUCUGAUAGUGUGUUUUAUCUUCCAUUUAUUUAUUGCUAUAUUCUGUUUCGUCCUCUUGCUACUGCCCUACCUUCGUGGUAUCAAGCAAUUACGAUGGCUUUUCAGGAGGCUAUACAUCAAAGACAACAUGGGAGCAAAUGUUCAUAAGGCUCCUUUGUUUUGGGUCAAUGCCGGGAUCCUGAUGACCACGUCCCAGCUGAUGGGCUCUCUUGGUGCUCAAGCCUUCAUCUUGAUACAAAUCAAGAGCGCACAUUCGGCUAGCUACGCCGUACAUUCGCAACUGGAACCUCCUUUAGGAGUAAUGUUCCUGGGUGAGAUGCUUACUUACUGGGGUCUAAUGCACUGCUUCUUGGUCGCAAUCUACUAUGACAACGAGACUCAAGGAGACACAACGAAAGGCUUGAGGAGAUGGACACCAUCGCCGACCACGAUCAAUUUAAUAUUUCUUGGCUUCCCCAUAUGCCUCGUUGCCACAGUCAUUGGCCUUUUUACGUGGCUGUGCUCUGCCCAUAAGCUGUUUUCAAUUGGAGCCGGCAAGAUACUGGAUUAUUUGAAGCAGGGCUCUUCUACUUGGGAUCAACUGAGAGUUCCAUCGACGUCUAUCGAACAAAAAAUCCAGCUUACAACUCAGCUACUCCAAGUCACAACGAAAACAAAAAAGCUCGAAGAUGAAGUCAAUAUUCAUCUCGAUCGCCUUGUACAUUGUUUCCAAAUCCUCCAAAGCGUUUUACUGGUACUCCUCUGCAUAACGUACCUGAUUUUCAUCACCAUGUUUUGGCUGUUGAUUCAUCAAUACCAAAAAAGGGUGCACUGUGCAGGCAGCCAAUCAUACAAGGCGAGUGUCUUCCAGCGCUGGCUCAGGCCAAAGAUAUCCCCCGAAGCCGGUAUGGAGCAAACUGUUAGCACCAGCUUAAGCUUGUAUGAUAUCGCAAAGAGACGCCAAUUUUUUCAUCUGCUCUUGCGAUCUUUAGGAAUGAUCGUCGCAAUGAUGACUAUGAUGGUUCUCUUCCUUUUGGGCAUUAUACGUACCACCGAUGUUAUCAGAGUACCAUAUUGGCGAGGGUUGGCGGCGUGGCUUGCGACUGCUUCUGGCACUUGGUCUGCUUUCCCAAUCACUUGGCAAUGCUGGAGGUUAUACAAGGAGGAAUUGAAUGGAGCGUCACCAGUUUCACUGUCAGAAAACUCGACCGGUGCUUCUUCCAAAAUGGACUCGACUAAUCGGCAUAUAAUUCCUUCCCGGCCAUGGGAGUCGGCAGAAUCAGUAGAAAUCGAAAUUAAAACAUUUCCGCCAGAAACAAGCACCUUGUCUUCCAGUAAAUAG
Messenger RNA from Puccinia triticina, 1485 nucleotides. RefSeq lists its product as uncharacterized. The coding region runs from base 1 to 1485 and encodes 494 amino acids. The transcript has 8 exons. The record is from RefSeq and is a predicted model, not a curated record. NCBI's taxonomy places the organism in Eukaryota, Fungi, Basidiomycota, Pucciniomycetes, Pucciniales, Pucciniaceae.